AUGCACCACAAUCCGAUCGGACACCCUUACACCGCUGCCGGCAAGCUAUACCACCCUCCGAUUCACAAAACCAAAUUCCAGCUCUUAACCUGCCGGAUGGAUUUUCAGUAUGCUUCGGUGAUUAUAGCAAUAGGCAUAGUGUUCAACAUGGUUGCGUAUCUGGUAGUAUUCCCAGGAGGACUUGCAACCAUUGGGAAGAUAGAUGGCGAUUGGGUGUUCAUCUUUGCGGAGUUGAUAGCUAUUUGUAUCUCGAUGGCUAUAUUUGUUGUUGGAAUGAGUGUGGGACCCAUACUCAUAGCCGUUGAAAUUAUAUUAUUAAUCUUCAUUACCAUGUUACAACCCUAUGUGGUAAAGGAUUGUUCCUCAAUGAACUUCAAUUGGGGCCUCUUGGUGGAUCAUUUAGAACUAUAUAUCAUCCUUAAUGGCUUCCACUUCAUCGUAGGCAGAUUCAUUUUUAACAUCUUUUUUCUUGUUGAAAUUUCUCCGAAUGUUGAUGAAAAACCCUUCGGAAUUGACCUUUGGAAAUUGGCUUCUAGGUGUUACCAUUUUCUAGAAAAGAAAUAUCAACCUAAUCUUUGA
Molecule: messenger RNA, 579 nt
Organism: Lactuca virosa
Lineage: Eukaryota; Viridiplantae; Streptophyta; Magnoliopsida; Asterales; Asteraceae
Source: the annotation of a GenBank genome assembly